Messenger RNA from Sinocyclocheilus grahami, 2054 nucleotides. It is a transcript of the gene ube2d4, whose product is annotated as ubiquitin conjugating enzyme E2 D4. The coding region runs from base 241 to 684 and encodes 147 amino acids. The record is from RefSeq and is a predicted model, not a curated record. The transcript has 7 exons. NCBI's taxonomy places the organism in Eukaryota, Metazoa, Chordata, Actinopteri, Cypriniformes, Cyprinidae.
AUUACCGUCCUGCUGUCUAGCACAGCACUAAAAAGCUGUCAGUGAGGUUAGAGGGGGUAAGAAUUUCUCAAAUCGGCGACUGCCGUUCAAACAGCGGCGUGAAUGUCCAAAUCUGUGCUUUGGUGGUAUUACAAACGUAACGUGUGACACUGAGGAGAAACAUCUGCAGCGUCCUCCUCCAAACUGUGCAGGCCAGCAGUCUCUGAACUAGAUCAAACAGUGCUGUAACACAGCGAGCAAAUGGCGUUGAAAAGAAUCCAGAAGGAACUGACAGACCUACAGAGAGAUCCACCAGCUCAGUGUUCAGCAGGUCCAGUCGGAGAGGACUUGUUUCACUGGCAGGCAACAAUAAUGGGGCCGAAUGACAGUCCAUAUCAGGGAGGGGUUUUCUUCCUUACGAUUCAUUUCCCAACAGACUACCCCUUUAAACCACCAAAGGUCGCAUUCACAACAAAGAUCUACCACCCCAAUAUUAACAGUAACGGAAGUAUUUGUCUGGACAUCCUGCGAUCUCAGUGGUCACCUGCACUUACUGUAUCCAAAGUCUUGUUGUCCAUCUGCUCCCUGUUAUGUGACCCGAACCCAGAUGACCCGCUGGUACCUGAGAUCGCACAUACAUAUAAAGCAGACAGAGAAAAGUACAACAGACUAGCGAGAGAAUGGACGCAAAAGUACGCCAUGUGAGAGUGCCUGCCACUAAAACACUACAAAAUCAAACGGACAGAGAAAUGUGUUUUUACUUUGAACAAGAGGAGUCAAAAGAAGUGAAUGUUGAGGGGAGGGACCCUUGGAAGGGAAGCAGAAGGAGGAGGUGAGAGCCACUGGUACAUGUUGGCCGCUAUGUGCUGAAUCUGCUGUCAUGUGCCGUUCUCCCAGAUCCGCCAUCACAACGGCUUAGCCUGGAAAACUCCAGGAAAACUGUAAAACCGGACAAACCUCGGGGUACCACAGCCCAGGAAGUUAGACUUGUACUACUGUUAGUUCUCUUUUUACUGUCAUUGUGAUUUUCUCAGUGUUACUGUUGGCGUUCUUACUCUUGUCAUCACUGAAUGAGGAAACGUUGGGCUGAAGUUGGAAUGGCGGUGAGACAGGAUUGAUAAUGUGUGAACCAUCGCACCGUCCCAUCGGAGAAAUCCCUGUGGAAAACAUAGUUGUCUGUGCACUUUCAUUUUUACCAGUUUGCGAUAGAAUGUAAAAAAAUCGGGUGUCAGAAAGACCUUACUGUAGUCUCCGCCUUCCAACUUCCUGCCGUUUCAAUGUUAUUCCAUAAAACACUAUGAAUGUGAUUAGGAAAAGGUUGUGUCCCUAAUGAGAAACUGACAUUUGAUUUUUGAACAAAUGGAGGUCAUAAAAAUAGUCAAGUGAGUCUAUAUCGUUGUGCUGUAAAAAAACUAAACAUAACACCAUGUCCUAACCAGACGCGAUGCAAUGAGAUUCCAGCGACAAUCGCCCCCUAUACCCUGAUUCACUAUUCCCUAUGUUACUUCACUAAUAAAGUCCAUUGAAUGAAAACAAGUGUGUGAAUUUGGACACUGAAUAUACACGGAAAUUCAUUUGGCUCGACCCUCAUGUUUUCUAGCUGUCAAGUGUACAUCGGUUGUACACUAGUUAUAGCAGUGCAUUGUGGGAUUGAGUGAGUGAUCUCAAUAAUGUCCACUUUGGUUUUGGACAGCACUACAAAUCGUGAACUUUUAAGGGGAUAGGGGGCGAUUUCGGACACACGUGACAAAAUCAACCGCAAAUCACAGCCAAUCAGAAGAGUGUGUGGGCGGAGCUCUCUCUGAAAGCUCACUGCUCUCUCACUGUGCAAAAAAUAAAUUAGUAAUUUCAUCAAAAUUAACAGUUUUAACAAUAUUUAAAAUAUAUAGUGACUCAUACAAUUUAGUAAUUUUGUUGUGAAAUACACUUGUUUGUUCUUGUGUAUUUCAAGGUGUUUUUAAGAUCUGAGGUAAAUUAUCCAUUAUUAUGGCAUUCAAUUCAUACCAAAAUGAUAACACAAAUUAAACUUUUAAUAUUGUACAAAACACAGAUAGGUCUAAUAGGGCUGGGCGAUA